AUGGCGACCGCGUCCGCCGCGGCUCCGACGCGCGCGGCGCCGUUCGCGUCGUCCCCGCGCCGCCGCCGGUGCGAUGCGCUUCGCCGCGACCAUCGUCGUCGUCGCCGCGGCAUCAGCGGCGGCGUCGUCGUCGCGUCGGGCGGCGACGGCGGGGAGAAACUCUACGUCCCCGGCGACGCCAUGGGGGGCGACAACUCCCCCGAGCGAGCCGGCGCGGCGACGAUGCGACGCCUCUUCACGCACGUCGCCAUCCGCAUCGUGCAAGGGCAGCUCGAGGGCCUCGGGAACGACGGCGGGUUCGCGCCGCAGGCGACGGGGUGGGACGGCACGGUGCAGUGCCCGGACUACGCGGACCUGCGGCACGCGAUGGAGCACGUGCCGCUCGGGAACGGCGACGAGUGGAUCUCAGGUGCGUUCUAUCUCACACUGGUCCCCGUACGACCGCGUUCGCGUGGUGAACGCCGUUCCUUAAGGACUUUUCCCGGCGCAUCUCUCCGCCCAGGGUCCCUCGUUUUCAAUCCCCGCUCUCGGCGCCUUUCAACUCCGCUUCUGACGCCUAUGAACUCCACCCCGAUAUCAUCGCUUUGUAUGGAAUGGCCCUCAUCAGCGUUCAUGAAGAAGAACCCGGUCGUCGCGCUCAGGGUGCUGGAGACGCGGAAGGCGUACUGCGCGCAGUUCGACUAUCGCGAGCUGAAGCGGUGCGCGGACGAGCUCGUGCUGGGGGGGAACGUGUUGCUCAUGAAGGAGCACAUGGAGAUCAGCAUGGGCGGAGGCGGCGGCGGCGGCGGCGAAUAG
Molecule: messenger RNA, 795 nt
Organism: Micromonas pusilla CCMP1545
Lineage: Eukaryota; Viridiplantae; Chlorophyta; Mamiellophyceae; Mamiellales; Mamiellaceae
Exons: 1
Coding region: 1-795 (264 amino acids)
Biological process (GO): ribulose bisphosphate carboxylase complex assembly
Molecular function (GO): protein folding chaperone
Source: RefSeq, a predicted model, not a curated record